Molecule: messenger RNA, 3914 nt
Organism: Syngnathus typhle (broad-nosed pipefish)
Lineage: Eukaryota; Metazoa; Chordata; Actinopteri; Syngnathiformes; Syngnathidae
Gene: nfatc3a
Product: nuclear factor of activated T cells 3a
Exons: 10
Coding region: 461-3772 (1103 amino acids)
Biological process (GO): calcineurin-NFAT signaling cascade; cytokine production; regulation of transcription by RNA polymerase II
Cellular component (GO): transcription regulator complex
Molecular function (GO): transcription factor binding; DNA-binding transcription factor activity, RNA polymerase II-specific; RNA polymerase II cis-regulatory region sequence-specific DNA binding
Source: RefSeq, a predicted model, not a curated record
ACAUCACAGCUGGAAGUGCCUUGUCACGCGGGGUUAGUAAAAGUUGGGAUCGGAGCUCCACAGGGCGAGAGAGAGAGACACAAGUCAGGCCGGCGCAGAGGCAGCGAAACCGGGCUAAACAUUACCCGACCAUUGGCUGCGAUUACGACAAACGGGAGACAACGCUUCUUUUUGUUUAUAUUGAGAAAGCGUGGCAUAGACUUUCUCCUAAGUUACCCCCCCUCCCUUUUUCUUUUUUUUUUUGCCAAAGACUAUUUUGGAUUUGCAGAAAUAACGAAGGACACUUUGGUUGCGUGGUUCGAUCAAGCACCAAAUGAAGCAAAGUUGAAGUUGGGCUUCGGCGUCGUGCCACUCGGUAAAUGUUGCGACGUUUUCGGAGAGCGUAAACCCUGCCUGCUUCGACAGUCGAUCGGCGGCGUGGGGGGGUUUCAGAGACUACUGAGCCGAGCUGUCAAACCCGAUGACGGCGGCAAACUGCCCCGGUAAUGAGGAGCUGGACUUCCGACUCAUCUUCGGGGAGGACGGACUGCAGCAGCAGUUGGGCCCCGCAGAUCUGGAGCCAGAUGACAACACUUCGUUCUACAUUCUAAACAUGGGGCAACCCCCAUCAGUGGUCACGAACCACCAGUCAAUCAGCCUCCCCCGUCAUGGCAUGCAGUCGCACUCCCCGCUCAUCAGCACUUCACCUCGCCUUCAGUCACAUAAACACGGACCCGUGCACCUGACUUAUGAGGCCCAAGACUCAAAGUAUGGCUCCUCCCCCUUGCUCCAUUCAGCCCCGGUGGAGGCACCAAAAGCCUUUGAAUGCCCCAGUAUUCAGAUUACCUCCAUCUCCCCGAGCUGCCAGCAGGAGAUGGAUGCCAAUGAACAAGACCUGAGGGCCAAUGGUCCUGAUAGGGAGUACCACAGUGAGAGGCCUCUGUCCAGAGACCACCUGUAUUUGCCUCUCGACCAUUCGUACCGGGACUCUUCUCUCAGCCCGAGCCCAGGCAGUAGCCUCUCAUCUCGGAGCUGGUUUUCCGACGCCUCCUCCUGCGAAUCAUUUUCCCACGUAUAUGACGAUGUUGAUGCUGAGCUCAAUGAAGCCGCCGCUCGCUUCACCCUGGGCUCGCCGCUCACGUCCCCGGGCUGCGUCUCCCCUCAAACGGGAGUCGGCAAUCUGGAGGAGCAGCCGCAGUGGCAGCACCCUCACCCCUCCUUCGUCCAACACUCCAUCACGCUGUCACCUCGACAGUCCCCCUGCCACUCACCACGCACCAGUGUCACUGACGAGAACUGGCUUAGCCCACGGCCACCUUCUCGGCCCUCCUCGCGUCCCACCUCACCCUGCGGGAAGAGGCGCCACUCCAGUGCGGACAUCUGCUAUCCUGGCUCCGUGUCGCCACAUCACUCUCCCUCACCCACGCCAGGACCUUCACCUCGGGGGAGUGUGACAGAGGACACCUGGGCUGGCAGUCCCUCUAUCGGAAUGUCACCCUUUCAGUGCUGCCCGUCCGAGGCGGACAUCCCAUCUAAGACACGGAAGACCUCGCAAGAUACCACAGCCAUGCAGCCUCCAGCAAAAGGAGAUUUGGGCAUAGAUGACAAAGGAAAUAUGCCUCAGAUUCUAGACUCUCCCUCAGAAGAGGCGCUCCACAGUCUCAAGAAGGAUGUGCACGGGGAACAGUUCCUCUCCGUGCCCUCCCAUUUUUCAUGGAAUAAACCCAAGCCUGGACACACACCUAUAUUCAGGACCUCCUCACUUCCUCCCCUAGACUGGCCGCUGCCAAGUCAGUUCGGCCAAUAUGAACUGAAGAUCGAGGUGCAACCCAAAGCACACCACCGAGCCCACUACGAGACCGAGGGCAGCAGAGGAGCUGUCAAAGCGGCGUCAAGUGGCCAUCCCAUUGUCAAGCUGGUUGGCUACAACGAGAAGCCUGUCAACCUGCAGAUGUUCAUCGGAACAGCAGAUGACCGCUACCUGAGGCCGCACGCGUUUUACCAAGUGCACCGCAUCACUGGGAAAACGGUGGCCACAGCCAGCCAGGAGAUUGUGAUCACCAGCACGAAAGUUCUUGAAAUUCCUCUGCUGCCUGAAAACAACAUGUCCGCCAGUAUCGACUGCGCGGGCAUCCUUAAGCUACGGAACUCAGACAUUGAGCUGCGGAAGGGGGAAACGGACAUAGGAAGAAAGAACACAAGGGUACGCGUAGUGUUCCGGGUUCACAUCCCUCAGCCGAACGGGAAGGUUCUGUCGCUGCAGGCUUCCUCCAUUCCUGUAGAAUGCUCCCAGCGUUCGGCUCAAGAGCUGCCCCAGGUUGACAAAUCCAGUCUGACCAGUUGUCUGGUCAGUGGGGGAGAGGAGAUGGCCAUCACUGGGAGCAACUUUUUUCCAGAGUCCAAAGUCAUCUUUUUAGAGAAAGGCCCUGAUGGGCGGCCACAGUGGGAAGUGGAAGCCAAAAUCAUUCGGGAGCAAACUCAAGGCUCGUGUAUUGUCGUGGAAGUCCCUCCCUACCACAGUAAGACGGUGAGCUCGGCUGUGCAAGUGCAGUUUUAUGUCUGCAAUGGAAAACGAAAAAGGAGCCAAUCCCAACGCUUCACCUACCUUUCAGCGAUGGUGAAGCAGGAGCACCGGGAUGAGCUGGACCAUCCGGCUGUACCUGCCAUGUCCAUGCCUCUGACACACACUGCCAGCCUGGUGCGCCCUCAGCUGCCUUCCCCCGAUCAGGGCCACCCAUCGGAUAACCUUCUGUCCACCUCCCCGCACGGCCUGGCCUCGAGCUCGGGACCCGUCCUGCUGCCCCUGCAGUCUCCCUGCCCCACACUGGGCUCCCCGUCCUUCCAGCACCUGCCUCACCUCCAGGGUCGCGGUUUGCACCACGCCCCCGCCGACUGCCACAUGCCGUUCCACCCGAGCUCCUCUCCUGUUCCCCUUCCUGCCUCCUCCUCGCCCUCUCGGGCCGCUUACCAGCCCAUGCAGCGCAACCAGAGUUACGCUCAUAACCUGUCCUUCAACGGUCAAUCCAGCUUUUCUCCUCAGAGCUACGACAGGAUGCCUUUCCAGCAGAGUCCCGGUGCGGUGUCACACCCGUUGGGCAUGGGGAUGGUGUAUUCCUCCUCCCCCUGCUCGUCGUCCCCGUCGACGCCCGUGUCGUCGGGCCCUAUCGCCGGUUCCCCGCAGAGCCACCAACCACUCCUGGCCCCCUCAUCCCCUCACCUUCACACGCUCGGAGGCUACCACUGCUCCCCGAAUCCCACUCAGGUGUCCUCACCUACCGGCCACCCACUCGUGGGGCCCCACACUUCCCAGCUGCAGCGAGCCAUGGCUUACCACCCAGUGAGUCAACGCUCAGCCUCCUGCCCCACGCCGUCCACUGCCCCUCCUCCACAUAUGAUCCCAUCGGCCCAAUCGGGGCCUUCAUCCCCUCAGCUCCACUCACUGCCCUACCAGUCUCCCACUUCCUCUUCGCCAGGUAACAGUCCCUUGGGCCCUUUGCAGCAUCCGCACUCAGGACAACCUUCUCCUCAGGCGGCUAGCCCGGUCAUGGCCGGCUUGUCCCCGACCGCUACGGGGCCUUUAGUGCACCCGCUAAGUCCCCCCCAGGGGCCUUUCACAUCAGAAGUGGAGAGGCUGAACAUCAAAGAAGAGCCGGAGGACGGGGAGCCCACCUUCCGCACGAUAGGCCUACAAGACAUCACGCUGGAUGAUGUUAACGAGAUCAUCGGCCGAGACAUGUCACAGUCACCCAGCGGCCGUGGCGCCGUCCGAACGGCCCACGGCACACAGUCGUAGCCAACCGACCGGAUGGCAGUCCCAACACCAGGGUACUUCAACUCCUGUCAGGCCUGCUCAAUAUACUGUAUACAUGCAUCAAGAGCAUGAAUGUGGGUGAUUUGAUUUUCUUUUUCACAAAAAUCACCCUUUUUUGAAACGA